Malassezia sympodialis ATCC 42132 is the source of this 390-nucleotide messenger RNA. RefSeq lists its product as uncharacterized. The coding region runs from base 1 to 390 and encodes 129 amino acids. The record is from RefSeq and is a predicted model, not a curated record. Lineage: Eukaryota; Fungi; Basidiomycota; Malasseziomycetes; Malasseziales; Malasseziaceae. The transcript has 4 exons.
AUGGGCCCAGCCGCAGCGAACAAGUGGCGUAUGGAGCUGGCCGACCUCGGUCGCGACCCACCGUCCAGCUGCAGUGCCGGUCCCACUGGCGACAACAUGUUCCAGAGCGACUCGCCGUACUCGGGCGGUGUAUUCUUCCUGUCGAUCACCUUCCCUACGGACUACCCCUUCAAGCCCCCGAAGGUGUCCUUCUCGACCAAAAUCUACCACCCGAACAUCAAUGCCAAUGGCAGUAUUUGCCUGGAUAUCCUGAGGGACCAAUGGAGCCCGGCGCUGACCAUUUCUAAGGACCCCAACCCGGAUGACCCGCUCGUGCCGGACAUUGCGCACCUGUACAAGACGGACCGUGCGGCGUACGAAAACACAGCCCGCGAGUGGACCAGGAAGUAA